CGUUAUGUAUUGGUGCGAUGGGAAAAGUGGCCUCAUAGAAAAAUCAAAUUUAGAUGGCACGAACCGGCGUGUACUUAGUGAUCAAUAUGGAAAAGCUCAUUUCUUUGGAUUGGCACUUGACAGAAAAAGAUUAUACUAUACAGACUGGUCAAGAAGUUAUGUUAUGGAGCUGUUGAUUCGGAGUGGUAUGCAUUACCAACUGGGCACGGAGACGUUUUCAAGAUUGAAUGGAAUAUACCUUCAUAAAGGAGGAUCUUAUGUUCAGGAAUCCACUGGAUGUACCUAUAAACGAGGAGGGUGCUCCCAUAUAUGCAUACCUCGGCCAAAGGAAAAAGUAAAAUGCUUGUGUCCUGACGGAAUGUCUUUACAAAAUGAUGAUAAGGAGUGUGAAGUAGAUCUACAGGACGCUUCUGAACCACUGCGUUUGCUGGUAAUAGGGAAGGUUGGUGUCGGUAAGAGUACCGUUGGUAAUGUGCUAAUCGGAAGAAAGGUAUUUGCAGUUCCUUUAGUACUUUCCAAUCAACCUGGAACAUUAAAGUCAACAGCUGUAGAAGCUACCAAUUUUCUGGGACAACAUGUUCGCAUAAUUGAUACUCCUGGUGUGUAUGGGUCAAACCAAGAAGAAAAGACAAUCAAAAAUGAAAUAGCUAAGGGGCUGCGACUAGCUAAGCCAGGUCCACAUGCACUUCUCUUUGUCACUAGAAUAGGAAAAUUCACGGCAGAGGACGAGAAAGCCAUUGAGUUUUAUGAGAGAAAUUUUGGAAGUCAAAUAACUAGAUACAUUGUUGUUGUAUUUACUGGAAAGGAAAAAUUGGUAGGUGAAGGCAUAAAUAUUCAUGACUACGUCAAAUCGCUGAACCCAAAAUCGAAACUGAAAGCUUUGAUUGAAAAGACGGAACACAGAUAUGUCGCAUUCAGUGAUACGGGUUUUAUAUUAGACCAGAAGAAAAACGUUGACAAUCUGUUAGACAUGAUUGGAAGAAUGAUGCUGAAGAACCUAGCUAGUCCAUACUUUGGUGACCCUGAAGAUGCAUUUGUGAAACAUGAAAAGGAAAAAUACAAACCCUAAAGAAGAUUCCUGAC
Molecule: messenger RNA, 1083 nt
Organism: Saccostrea echinata
Lineage: Eukaryota; Metazoa; Mollusca; Bivalvia; Ostreida; Ostreidae
Product: GTPase IMAP family member 5-like
Exons: 4
Coding region: 5-1069 (354 amino acids)
Molecular function (GO): GTP binding
Source: RefSeq, a predicted model, not a curated record